Iphiclides podalirius (scarce swallowtail) is the source of this 588-nucleotide messenger RNA. Lineage: Eukaryota; Metazoa; Arthropoda; Insecta; Lepidoptera; Papilionidae. The record is from the annotation of a GenBank genome assembly.
AUGGUGUUCGCGGUGCCGUCCGAGGGGGAUAGCUUGGACUAUCGUGGCGGGGUGUUCCGUUGCUGCGUGCCCUGGUGCGGGGCGCGCGCGGCGGCGCCCGUUGACGAGGCCGACUAUGCCCUGAGGGAGGGCAGCCCGCAGCUCUCCCACGAGGAAUACGUUAUCCCCGAACCCGUGAUCAGCUCGCCGCGCCCUAUAGGCCAACAGUCCCCCUUGCCCGGAAUAGAGGAGGAGGACGAUUCCGACUGGCCCCUGGAGGACGCUACCGACGCAACACUAACCCCCUCGUAUAAAAGCACCAGAAGUAGCACGGACACCGCCUACACGUCGUCGCGUAGCUCGGGAAAAAAGCGCAGCCUCGGUAGCCCGUCGUCGGUGAAGAUAUGCGUUUCUGCAGCGGCCAGGAAAUCCAAUAAGGCACGAAAGCGUGGCUCCGGCGCGGUUGGGGGCCCAGGGCAAGGUGGCGACGAACCACCGCCACCACCGCAGCACGGCAAGAUGCAGGCCGAGCAGGGCAGCAUCGGCGAACUGCAGAAGUACCAUGGCCGCUACCUCAAGAGCCGCCGCCACACUCUCGCCAAUGUCCGG